AUGACGGACAACAUGAUAUUCACCUUAGACUCAUUCGACGAGCGAUUGUCGGAGUUGGAGCGUGGAAUCAGACCAGUCCAGGCAUCCACAAGACAUCACCAAAUCAUACACAGUAACGUGACCAAGGCGCUUGACGCAGCAACCUUCAUGAUCGAGCAAUACGAGAAAUUCCGAGAGGUUGCGAGAAUAAUUGAGGAUGGCGGUUCAAGAGAUAUAGUGAAGUACAGGCAAGCUCUAGACCGAUUGGCUGGCAUCAUCGCAUUCUUCGAGCGACACGCAGAACAAGGAGAUGCUUCGCAUGCGCUGUUUUGCGCGAAGAAGCUCAUUCAAGAAGGAAUACGGAACAUGAAAGAUGCUCUCAGAAAGGAACUGCUGGAACUGAACGAUAUUGACAUUUCCGACGACGAAAGGGGAAACGACGGGAGUUCGGUUCUUGUCUCUCGCCUUGUUGGUUUGGUGCAAGCACUGGUGAAGCUGGGCUUUGCGGAAGACUGCGUCAAGAUAUAUGUGGAUGUGAGGAGAACCUGUGUUGAAGAGUUUCUACAACGUUCUCAGAUUGACUGGAAGUCCUUUAAAAUAGCUGAUCCUGCUUCUUUGAAGUGGAAGGACAUUGAAGGAAAACUUCAGACUUGGAUGCACAUGUCAGCUGUAUUGACGAGCACGGUGAUGAGCACCGAGGGCCUCUUAGCAAUGAGAAUAUUCAAAGGCAUGGAUGUCUUGGGGGCGAGGGCUAAGGCUGGGGCUUUGGCUUACACCGUGAAUAUUCUUGUUGACACUGGGGUUACCUUCACCAGUGUUCUCAAGUCACCUGAGAAGCUGUUUGCGACUCUUGACAUGUACGAGGCCGCAGAAGAACUUUUGACACAGAUCACACUGGAGAAAUGGGAUGACGUUGUAAAGCGAGUUUUAUCUCUUAAGGAGAAGUUAUGCCUGGUGACUGUUCAAACCAUUCAUCAGCUCGAAGCAGCGAUUGAUAAUGAUGACAGCAAGCAGCUUUUGAAUGGCACAGUUCACCCUCUAACCAGCUAUGUAAUCAACUACCUGAAGUGCUGCCACGAGCGCUCUUCAGUUUUAGAGCGGAUGUUUGUGGAAGUGAAGAAAGGACCUGGUUCGUUCUCACAGCUUACCCAAUCAAUACUUGAGAUGUUGCUGAAGAACUUGGAUAAGAAGUCUAAGCAGUACAAGGAUACCAGCUUGGGAUGCGUUUUUAUGAUGAAUAAUGUGCAUCACAUUGUGCACCAAAUUCAGAGGUGCGAACUUAAGGAAGUUCUUGGGGAGGCGUGGUUGCAACAGCAAAAGAAAUUUGUUCAGCAAUCGGCUUCAGCCUACAGACAUGCGGCUUGGGGCAAGGUGUUCAGCCUUUUAUCUCUCAGUGGAGAAGCAGCUGCAGUGCAAGCAGACUUGCAGUCGAUCAGCAAAGGCACUAUAAAAGAAAGGCUCAAGUUGUUCAACACCACGUUUGAGGAGCUAAUAGCUAAACAGCGGCUUUGGGCUAUUCCUGAUGCGGAGCUUCGCACAUCAGCCCAGCUUCUUGUGGGAGAACUGGUUGUCCCAGCUUAUCGAUCAUUCCUCUUCCAUGCGAGAUCCAAAAUGGACCAGCAGGUUCGUCAUUUCCCUGGUUCCAAGGACCCUCUGGUCAAGCAUAAGAAGUACAGCUUGGAAGAAGUAGAGAGCAUGAUCGGACGAAUGGCGGAUUCUCAACAAGCUUCACGACCCAUGGCGGCUGAAAAAGUCGGUUCCCUGCCCGUAGACGGUCUGGGAGCGCUCAAGCGGAAGGGUGCAACUCGGAAGCGGAAAAGAUCGCGCGGAGAUUCAUUGCCGAGCGAGAGGGAGGUCAAGGCGGCUGCUGUUUCCGGUGAUGAUGAGACUCCUGCUGCACUUCUGGCUGCGGCAAGAAUUCUCGCGCGACCGUCAGUCGGUUUUGCAGAAGCGUCUCGGGCUAUCACCGCUGAGGAACGCCUUCAUCAGGCCCUGGCACAUCUGCCUCCGCCCUUGUCCCGUCUACUCUCUCAGAAUUCCAUGACAACUGUGCCUCUCGCCUCCUCACCCCAACUCCCUGGGCCCAGCAUGACUGCCUUGACUUCCACCCCUCUUAUGGCGCUGGAAAAUAGCUGUGCGGACCUUCUUAAGGGGGUCCCUCCUUUGCAACCUUCCAGCAGUUUGGACCUUCUUACCGGGAAUUUUCAUGUGCGAUCUUCCAGCCAUGAAGAUUCUCUCAACAGAACUUUUCCCUUGCUUUUAUCCAGGCCGGUGGGGUCAGUGAACUCCUCAAACCCACCCACCCAUGGGACGCUGGCACCGUUCAGCUGCAUGGAUCCAGCACUCACCUGGUUUUCUCCUGCAGACGAACUCCAGAAGCUACAGGCAGCAGCGAGAAAGCUUCAAGUGCCAUUCACGUAUGAGUGCAAGGAGUGUGGAAGGAUUUUCAACCAGCUUCAAUCUUUGGGAGGACACAUGUCCAGACAUAGACGAGAUGAAAGGCGGAGGAUAAGGCGCAAGAAAAAGGUGGAAGCAGAUGCUCGGAAGGUGGCACAAAGCUUAUGUGAGCUGCUGAAAGCAUCGACGUCCCCUGAGAGCUUUGGCUCGGCUGAAUGUCCUACUGAUGCUCUUGAGCAGAACGAGCUGAGGAGCAACAUCCCAGCCAUAUAUGUACCAGAUGAGCAGCAAUCUUUUCAGGAAGUUGUUGCAUCUCAACAGGAGCUCCUGCUCUAUAAGCAGUUACUGCACCAUCAGCUCACCAUUCUCCCAGACCGUCUCCUGGUGCCUCCUGCAUCACACCUGCUGAACCAGGUUAUUCAACAACAUGAGCCUGCCACCCCUUCUGCAGCAGUCCAGGACAAUGACACGCGUGAAGUCCUGCCAGUCCAGGAGAAUGACACGCGUGAAGUCCCGCCACCAGGUGGAAUCUCUGGGUUUGUCGGGGUGAAGAGGUGGGAGAACGAGUCCUUGGGAGGGAAAAGAGACGAGUUUUGGAAUGUGCCCAAGGGAUUCUGGUCUUCAGCUGAGCAGCAUCAGGAUGCAACUGGUAGUGAUAGUACCAAGCGUGCUAGCUCGGGUGGCUCACGCGAGCUGGACAUUGAUUUGAACUUGAUCCCUGCAAGCGAUGCAGAGAUUUAA
Molecule: messenger RNA, 3117 nt
Organism: Closterium sp. Yama58-4
Lineage: Eukaryota; Viridiplantae; Streptophyta; Zygnematophyceae; Desmidiales; Closteriaceae
Source: the annotation of a GenBank genome assembly